Molecule: messenger RNA, 3113 nt
Organism: Gorilla gorilla gorilla (western lowland gorilla)
Lineage: Eukaryota; Metazoa; Chordata; Mammalia; Primates; Hominidae
Gene: GABRR3
Product: gamma-aminobutyric acid type A receptor subunit rho3
Exons: 10
Coding region: 128-1531 (467 amino acids)
Biological process (GO): monoatomic ion transmembrane transport
Cellular component (GO): membrane
Molecular function (GO): transmembrane signaling receptor activity; extracellular ligand-gated monoatomic ion channel activity
Source: RefSeq, a predicted model, not a curated record
GCUGAGGGUUUAUUGAGUAUGGAUUGAGCAUCACACUAAAAACCUUCCCCGGAAAAAGGGACCAAAGGAUGUAAACUGAAAAUUUUAAAAUCUGCUUUGUUUUCCUCAAAUUGCUGAAGAUCCAGAGAUGGUCCUGGCUUUCCAGUUAGUCUCCUUCACCUACAUCUGGAUCAUAUUGACACCAAAUGUUUGUGCUGCUUCUAACAUCAAGAUGACACACCAGCGGUGCUCCUCUUCAAUGAAACAAACCUGCAAACAAGAAACUAGAAUGAAGAAAGAUGACAGUACCAAAGUGCAGCCUCAGAAAUAUGAGCAACUUCUCCAUAUAGAGGACAACGAUUUCACAAUGAGACCUGGAUUUGGAGGGUCCCCAGUGCCAGUAGGUAUAGAUGUCCAUGUUGAAAGCAUUGACAGCAUUUCAGAGACUAACAUGGACUUUACAAUGACUUUUUAUCUCAGGCAUUACUGGAAAGACGAGAGGCUCUCCUUUCCUAGCACAGCAAACAAAAGCAUGACAUUUGAUCAUAGAUUGACCAGAAAGAUCUGGGUGCCUGAUAUCUUUUUUGUCCACUCUAAAAGAUCCUUCAUCCAUGAUACAACUAUGGAGAAUAUCAUGCUGCGCGUACACCCUGAUGGAAACGUCCUCCUAAGUCUCAGGAUAACGGUUUCGGCCAUGUGCUUUAUGGAUUUCAGCAGGUUUCCUCUUGACACUCAAAAUUGUUCUCUUGAACUGGAAAGCUAUGCCUACAAUGAGGACGACCUAAUGCUAUACUGGAAACAUGGAAACAAGUCCUUAAAUACUGAAGAACAUAUGUCCCUUUCUCAGUUCUUCAUUGAAGACUUCAGUGCAUCUAGUGGAUUAGCUUUCUAUAGCAGCACAGGUUGGUACAAUAGGCUUUUCAUCAACUUUGUGCUAAGGAGGCAUGUUUUCUUCUUUGUGCUGCAAACCUAUUUCCCAGCCAUAUUGAUGGUGAUGCUUUCAUGGGUUUCAUUUUGGAUUGACCGAAGAGCUGUUCCUGCAAGAGUUUCCCUGGGAAUCACCACAGUGCUGACCAUGUCCACAAUCAUCACUGCUGUGAGCGCCUCCAUGCCCCAGGUGUCCUACCUCAAGGCUGUGGAUGUGUACCUGUGGGUCAGCUCCCUCUUUGUGUUCCUGUCAGUCAUUGAGUAUGCAGCUGUGAACUACCUCACCACAGUGGAAGAGCGGAAACAAUUCAAGAAGACAGGAAAGAUUUCUAGGAUGUACAAUAUUGAUGCAGUUCAAGCUAUGGCCUUCGAUGGUUGCUACCAUGACAGCGAGAUUGACAUGGACCAGACUUCCCUCUCUCUAAACUCAGAAGACUUCAUGAGAAGAAAAUCGAUAUGCAGCCCCAGCACCGAUUCAUCUCGGAUAAAGAGAAGAAAAUCCCUAGGAGGACAUGUUGGUAGAAUCAUUCUGGAAAACAACCAUGUCAUUGACACCUAUUCUAGGAUUUUAUUCCCCAUUGUGUAUAUUUUAUUUAAUUUAUUUUACUGGGGUGUAUAUGUAUGAAGGGGAAUUUCAAAUGUAUACAACUUUAAAGCCAGAUGAUGUUUAAAAACAAAACUCUUGAAUAUGAGUUGGAUAGUCCUAGAUGGAACUGGGAAAGAGCAAGUCACCUCUCCUGCCCUAAUGAAAAUUUGAAAGCUGUCUGAUUUACAUCUAAGAAAGAGUUUAGGUCCUAGAAAAGUUUGACUCCAUAAAUAAGAGUCAUAGGCAAGUGUAUUAUGGGAAAAACAGUUUUCUAUUGGGAAGGGCUUUAUAACUACUUCAUCUGAACCCUCCUUCUUUCUUAAUGAAAUGUUCUUUAUUUAACUAGGGAAGAAAGCUGGACUAUAACAAUAAUUCAAAGAUAUUUUGUUUCUUAGUGCCAGCCAAGUGCCUGGUUAUCUACCAGAGCUCAACCAUCCUAGGCAAGAACAUCCACAUAGAGGUGGUAUCAUCUGCACUCACACAGCUGAGAAUCCUAUGAAGGAUCUCCAAUCUCCUUCUCCAGUCAAGUAUUUAUUCUUAUUUAAAUAUUGUUUCAGGCCAGGUGCAGUGGCUCAUGCUUGUUAUCCCAGCACUUUGGGAGGCCGAGGUGGGCAGAUCAUUUGAGGUCAGGAGUUCAAGACCAGCCUGGCCAACAUGGUGAAACCCCAUCUCUACUAAACAUACAAAAAUUAGCGGGCAUGGUGGCACAUGCCUGUAGUCUGUGCUACUUGGGAGGCUGAGGCAGGAGAAUCACUUGAACGUGGGAGGCAGAGGUUGCAGUGAGCUGAGAUUGAGCCACUGCACUCUAGCCUGGGCAACAGAGCGAGACAUCAUCUCAAAAAAUAAAUAAAUAAAAUAAAUAAAUAUAUAUAAAUAAAAAAUAUUGUUUCAUGUAUUUGUGAGCAUAAGUGGAGAGGGGAAGCUAAACUUCCACUUAUUCUUCUCAUUCUAAUGUUAAAUUAAUACAUCAGUCAUCAAUAAUAACAUCUUGCAUUUUGUAGAUCAUGUAUUGUUUUCACAGCUUUUUAGAGGUUUUUAAUUAAUCACUUUGUUCAACAAAUGUUUAUUGACCAUCUACGUGUGCCAGGCACUUCACUAAGUGUUAUGUACUGAAAAAAUGAGUAUGAAAUAGCAUUCCUGCCUUCUCUAAGUGCAUAGCCAACAGGAGCAGUGAACUGGAGCUAUAAAACAUGUGACGAAUGUUAAAAUAGAGGUAUGUACACUGUCUGGUGUGAGUUCUGAAAGGGGGAUACCAAAGAAAGGAAAAGAACAUCUCCAAAGGGAUGUGGACUCUCAAUUUAUAAACAACUGGAGAUGCUUCCAGAUAUUGUAUUGAGUGAAAAAACUGAAUGAAAUGUAUUUAUCCCAUAGUAAUCCUUAAUAUCUUUGGUUGAGCAAGUAAACCAGGUCAAGUGGGUAUUAAAUAAAUUUUUGUUAAGUAGGAAAACCUCCUAUGAUCAGUGUUCAUUUUGCAGAUCGGCAGUGUGCAUGCUUUUGUUUUGAGUAUUUUCUGAACAAGAUUCAAUUUAAAGAAAAGCCCUUGGCAGGAAAUAUGAAAUACUCCGAUACCUAUUUUGAUUGCUGGGAUUGAAUUAAGAGAAAUAAAUUAAAUGGUGUAUUA